Molecule: messenger RNA, 1079 nt
Organism: Capsicum annuum
Lineage: Eukaryota; Viridiplantae; Streptophyta; Magnoliopsida; Solanales; Solanaceae
Exons: 3
Coding region: 345-914 (189 amino acids)
Cellular component (GO): intracellular anatomical structure
Source: RefSeq, a predicted model, not a curated record
UUAUAGUUUUACCAACAUGAAUUGCACCGUGAUCUUUUCGGGUCGAAUCACAAAUUCUAACACACAUUCUUUUGAAUAUAUCACUUGAUUUUAUACGAAUACAUUACAUUCAUUAGGUAUACAUUAACUUGAUUUUAUACGAAUAUAUCACAUUCUUUAUUUUAAAUGAUUGAAAUUUUAAGUAGCUAUAAUAAGUUAAAGUUGUGGUACGCUGUGAUUUUUCAAUAGUCAAACAAGUAGCAAUUGGAGUUCAAUAGUCAAAGAAGGAGCAUUAUUUAAUUCCUGGUAUUCCAUAUAUAACUUCCAAAUUCCAGGAGUAGGUGUAAGUAAAGGCAGAAGAAAAAAUGGCUACAGCUUCAAAAAUUGUUGAAAAACUGAACUUGAAGCCACAUCCAGAAGGUGGAUUUUACUCAGAAACAUUCAGAGAUAACACUGUUAUUCUCUCUAAAUCAAAUCUUCCACCUACAUAUAAGGUUGAUCGACCUGUCAGUACAUGCAUCUACUUCUUGCUACCUUCUGGAAGUGCGUCUCAUCUUCACCGGAUACCAUGCGCAGAAACAUGGCACUUUUAUAUGGGAGAGCCAAUCACGGUGAUGGAACUAAAUGAGACUGAUGGGAAGGUGAAAUUAACUUGCCUCGGACCCGAUCCCCUCGUAGAUGAUCAGCUGGUGCAGUACACAGUACCUCCAAACGUCUGGUUUGGCGCGUUUCCCACGAGGGACUACAACAUUACUUCCGAUAUGCAAGUAACGAAAGCGCCUACAAGAGACAGUGAGAAGCAUUUCUCUCUAGUUGGAUGCACUUGUGCUCCAGCAUUCCAGUUUGAUGAUUUUGAACUAGCGAAACGAUCUGAUCUUGUUUCGCGCUAUCCUGCUCAUGAAUCCCUCCUCACUUUGCUCGCCUUCUCCGACUAAACAUGAACCUACGCGUUCGCAGAACCCAGUAGCUUUUUCGUGGACCUUAAAAAAUAUCGAUAAAUAUUCGAGUGUAAUGCUUGCUUGUUUCAUGUUUCAUCUUAGUACUGGUGUGUAAUUUGUUCAGUGUGGCAAUAAAAGGCUUAUCAGUUGAGUUAUUUCCCA